GUGUAAUAGAUCUCCAGAACUUAUUCAUCCUAACUAAAAGGUUGUACUUUUUUCUUUAGACGGAGUUUCACUCUCAUUGCCCAGGCUGGAGUGCAAAGGUGCCAUCUUGGCUCACUGCAAUCUCUGCCUCCCAGGUUCAAGUGAUUCUCCUGCCUCAGCCUCCCAAGUAGCUGGGAUUAUAGGCAUGCACCAUCAUGCCUGGAUAAUUUUGUAUAUUUAGUAGAGACGGGGUUUCACCAUGUUGGUCAUGCUGUUCUCGAACUCCUGACCUCAAGUUAUCUGCCCACCUCAGUCUCCCAAAGUGGGAUUACAUGCAUGAGCCACUGCACCUGGCCAAAUGUUAUACUCUUUAACCAACAUCUCCUCAUUUUCCCCGAACCCUCAGCCCCUGGCGACCACCAUUCUAGUCUCUGAUUCUAUGACUUUGACUUUUUUAGAUUUCACUUACAAGAUCACAGAGUAUGUGUCUUUCUGUACCUGGCUUACUUCACUAAGCAAAAUGUCCUCCAGGUUCAUUCAUGUUUAGCAAAUAAUGGUAUUUCCCUUUUCAAGGCUAAAUCAUAUUCUUGUGUGUGUGUGUUUGUGUAUGUGUAUACUGUAUAUACAUGUUAUGUAUAUGAUUUUCUUUAACCACAUUUUAAAAUCUACAUUUUCUUUAUUCAUUGGCUAUUGUGAAUGAUGCUGCAAUGAUCAAGGGAGUAUAGAUGUCUCUUCAACAUAGUGAUUUCAUACCCUUUGGAUAUAUACCCAGAAGUGGGAUUGCUAGAUCAUAUAAUUGUUCUAUUUUUAAUAUUUUUAAAACUCUGAAACUACUUUUUGGAUAUUCUUGAUUUAAGCAAAUGAGUAAAUACAUUUUGAAUAACAGAACUGGGUUUCUUUUUUAAAAUUUUUUCUUUUUUUUCCUUCUUAGAAGUAGGUUUCUCACUGCUAGAGAAAAGUAGAUACAAAUAUGGAACAUGCAAAAGCUAGAAUGAAUCUUGGAGUAUUGGAUUGAACUUUGAGCAUGUCUAAUAAUAUUCAGAUUUUGGUUCCUAAAAACUAUUUUCCUUUAUAAGGAAACAGGCCUCAUUGAGAAAUGACUGGUUCUAGGACUGGGUCAGAAUAAGUACAAGAUAAGAAUGGAAAUUUCUUUCUUUCCUUUUUUUUUUUUUUGAUGCAGAGUCUCACUUUGUUGCCCAGGCUGUAGUGCAAUGGCACGAUUUUGACUCACUGCAACCUCCGCCUCCCAGGUUCAAGCAAAUUCUCCUGUCUCAGCCUUCCGAGUAGCUGAGAUUAUAGGCACGCACCACCAGGCCCAGCUAAUUUUUUUGUAUUUUUAGUAGAGAUGGGUUUUAACCAUGUUGGCCAGCCUGGUCUCGAACUCCUGACCUCGUGAUCCGCCUGCCUUGGCCUCCCAAAGGGUGGGAUUACAGCCGUGAGCCACUGUGCCUGGCCUAAGACUGGAAAUUUCUUGAGCCACAAAUUAAGAUAGUACUCAAGGGGAGUGAACCAAGAGCUUAGCAACCAACAUGAGCCUCCUCGACAAGCCCAAGAGUGAGAUGACCCCGGAAAAGCUGCAGAAGCGAGAGGAGGAGGAAUUUAACAAGGGUCCACUCUUUGUGCUCACUCAGUCCGUCAAGAACAACACCCAAGUGCUCAUAAACUGCCACAACAAUAAGAAACUCCUGGGCCACGUGAAGGCCUUGGAUAGGCACUGCAACAUGGUGCUGGAGAACAUGAAGGAGAUGUGGACUGAGGUACCCAAGAGUGGCAAGGGCAAGAAGAAGUCCAAGCUAGUCAAGGAAGACUGCUACAUCUCCAAGAUGUUCCUGCAUGGGGACUCAGUCAUCGUGGUCCUGUGGAAUCCGCUUAUCGCCAGCAAGUAGGAACCACCUAUCCCCAUCAGUCAACAGAACUCACUCCCCUAUCCUACAGAGACCACUGCCCCUGGUGUUGAGGAUAAUAAAGCUCUGUGUUUUUUUCUAAAAAAAAAAAGAAAAUACUCAAAAACAGAAGAAGAAAAAGACAUGAAAAGGACACAAAAUCUGCUAGAAGAGACUUUCAGUUGCCCCAAAUCUGAGAUGAUUUGAGUAUCAAAAUAAGAAAAGAUAGAAACAGAUUAUAACUCACUGAAUGAAAGGAGAAUCAAUGAGUCCAUACUUAAAUAAGUAUUUGAGUGAGAAGGGAAACCUCCUUAUACUAGAAUGGCAACUGGUACAUGUUGAAGAAAUGGCAGAAUUAGAAAUCACCAUUUGGAAACUAUUAUUGUAAUAAUUUACGAUCUAAUCAUCAGCAGAUGAUAAAACUAGUGGAUAAAAGUUUGAUAUGUAAUGUGACAUUUAUAUAACUAAAGUAUCUCUUUGGAGACAUUAAUUGUAAAGGGAAAAGUAGUUAUUUUAGAAAUGUGGUAGUCAUCACCUUGACGAAGUGACCGAAGUUAAUAUCUUCAGUAAUGGGAGAAAUUAACAUCAAUCAUUUCCUGAUGGGAUACAUGGAGGCGAAAAUAACAUCACUUCAGGAAUAUUCCUGCCAAAUAUAUAUAUCUUGAAUCUAAUAAUGAGGAAACAUCAGAAAAACCCAAACUGAGAAACUGAGAAAUUAUUCAAAGUAUAAUUGGUUUUUACUAAUCAGAAACAUCAAGGUUAUAGAAGAUAAAUAAUGACUGACCUACUAUUAAGAUGAAAGCAAACAUGACAUGACUCGAGUCAGUAUGUGACCCAGGUUUUUAUUUUACUAUAAAGGAUAUUACUUUGACAACUAAAGAAAUUCGAGCUAGUGUGGAUUAGCUAAGACUAUUGCAUUGAUGCGAAUUGCUGAUUUCGAUAACUGUGCUAUAGUCGUUAAGAGAAUAUAUAUUUCUGUUUUUGGACCCUGGGGUUUUAGAACAUUAAAGUGUUAAGGAUUUCACAUCUGCAACUUACUUCCAAACAGUAUAUAGAAAGAAAUAACGUGUAUACAUAUAUAGAGAGAGGAUGAUGAAACAUGUGGCAAGAUGUUAAAAUUCAGGGAAUCUGAUUGAAAAGUAUGCAGGAAUUCUUUAUAUUUGUCUUGCAACUUUUCUGUAUAUCUCAAAUUACAUCAAAGAAUGUUUAGAAAACUAAGAUGAUGGCUGGGUGCAGUGUCUUACGCCUGUAAUCCCAGCACUUUGGGAGGCCGAGGUUGUGGGGGAUCACCUGAAGUCGGGAGUUCGAGACUAGCUUGACCAAUGUGGUGAAACCCGUCUCUCCUAAAAAUACAAAAUUAGCCGGGCAUGGUGGUGCAUGACUGUAAUCCCAGCCACUCAGGAGGCCAAGGCAGGAGAAUCGCUUGAACUCAGGGAUUGCAGGUAGCCGGGAUUGUGCCACUGCACUCCAGCCUGGGUGACAGAGCAAGACUCCGUCUCCGUCUAAAAAAAAAAAAAAAAAAAAAAAAAAAAAAGAAGUUAUCUGAAUGAUCACAAAAUGCCUUGGACUGAGGGGUUUCCUGGGAUAAAGAAUGAACCUUCAGUUUUAAAGCUGGGACAGGUCUGGCAAACUGAGGCAUGAGACACCCUAGCACAUGACUGGCUUAUGUUUCAAAGGAACACUCUAAUUUGUGGACAAAAUGAUGUCAUAGCUUUGUUUUAAAAUAAUCCAGCCAGGAGAAGGUAUAGUGGAGGAUGUAGUUGAAAAAAGAUUGGCCAUAUGUUAAUUAAUGUUGUGAUGGGUAGUGGAACUCAUUAUAUUAUUCUACAUUUGCAGUUUGAAAGUUCAAGAAGAUAAAAAUAAAAGGAUGAUUCUGAUUGUUUUGUGGAGAAUGGUUUGCAAGGGUUAGGACUAAGAGAUAAGAGGCUAGAGCGGUAGUUUAGGAGACGUGAUCAUGGCUUGGAUGAGUCAGGUAAGGGUGGAGGUGGUGAAAAUCUGGGAUAUAUUUUGUAUAUAGAGCAAUGGAAGGGAUGUCAGAUUUGUGAAGAAGUGUGGAUUUAGAACUUUUAAUAUGUAGAGGUCAGCAGAGAGGUUGGCAAAGGAGAUUUCAAGAAAGCAGUCGGUGAAGGGAGACAAACCAGUGAUUGUUAGGUCAGUGAAAACUAUGAGUCAAGGAGAAAUCUGGACAACCAUGUGAAGCGACAAGGAGAAAUUAAAUGAAAUAAGGUGAGAUCGUUGAAUCUUGGGGCAAAAACUGAACUGGAGAGAGAUGGGAGAGAGGCAAAAUGG
This is a messenger RNA of Callithrix jacchus (white-tufted-ear marmoset), 4151 nucleotides long. Lineage: Eukaryota; Metazoa; Chordata; Mammalia; Primates; Cebidae. The record is from RefSeq and is a predicted model, not a curated record.